This is a messenger RNA of Brassica napus (rape), 3471 nucleotides long. RefSeq lists its product as uncharacterized. The transcript has 4 exons. Gene Ontology annotation, molecular function: DNA helicase activity. The record is from RefSeq and is a predicted model, not a curated record. NCBI's taxonomy places the organism in Eukaryota, Viridiplantae, Streptophyta, Magnoliopsida, Brassicales, Brassicaceae. Gene Ontology annotation, biological process: DNA repair; telomere maintenance. The coding region runs from base 1 to 3471 and encodes 1156 amino acids.
AUGAAUCAUGGGUUAGAUGAUGUGUUUAGAGUUAUUAAUGACAUAGGGUGGUCUUACACGGUGUUGCAUAUGAAUCCGUUCUGUCCUAGAGUUGUGAGAGAGUUCAUCUCAAACAUACCAUUCUACGAAGAUGGAGCUCUAAUUAAGGGAUUUGUCUGCCGUUUCUCCCCUUCGGUGAUCAACCAAUUGAUGAUGACACCAACCAUUGAGCACUCUUAUCAGUGGAAAGAGGUUGUGCUGAAUCAGGCAAUUGCACACCUCACCGGUGGUCAAUGUGCUGGAUGGACAGUGUUUAGUCUCAAUGCUCUGCUCGUUCCCUUCAAAAUCAUAUACCGCGUGUGUGAGCGUAGUUGGCUUCCAGGUCCGGACUCAGAUUUGAUGAUGAAAAAGCGUCUCCGCCUCAUGUAUGCUGUUACGAAACGCAAGCAAAUCGACUUUGGCCAGUUUGCGUAUGAACAAGUGAUCGACAUGACCCGCGUAAGAGACUUGGAAACGAGCUUGAUAUUUCCAAAUCUUAUUUAUCAGUUCUUAGUGCUUCAAAAAGAAGUCCCUCUGUUACCAGGAGAUGAAGAUCUUAUUGGAAAAGGUAUCCCCAUCUAUGACUCAGGAAGUGAUGGAAGUGGUCCAAGGGGACGUAGAAGACUUUGGAAGAGGAAAGAAUACGAACUUCCGAGUACGAGCGAGGUCACAUGCCUUAUCGUGGGUGAUAUGUCAUCAACAAUUGGAGAACAAGAUAUAGUGGUUCAAUUCCAAUCUGACACUUUGCAGCAUAUACGUGACGAUCACCCUCUAUACAUGAGCCUCCAAUAUCCGCUUCUGUUUCCGUAUGGCGAAUAUGGGUUUCACUCAGAAAUCUCCCUGCAUCUUGAGACAUGCACUUCAAGAACAAGGCAAUUCGUGACCAUAUGGCAAUACUACGCUUCUCUAAUCCAAACACGUCUUAAUCAAGGGAUGACGUUGAUUAAAGGCGGUCGUCUCCUCCACCAAUUUGUUGUGGAUGUUUAUACAUCAAUUAAGGAAGAUCGAUUGAGGUGGGCGAGGAAUAAUCAAGAAAUCUUGCGGGCCGAGCUCUACAGCAAUGUCCUUGAUGUUGUAAGCAAAGGUGACACUGAUGCUAAAAUUAUUGGUCAGAGAUUUAUACUGCCGCCAAGUUUCAUUGGGGGGCUUCGGUACUUAGUUGAGAAAUAUCACGAUGCUAUGGUUAUUUGCAGAGAAUAUGGGAAUCCAUAUUUGUUUAUCACGAUGACAGCCAAUCCUAACUGGAGCGAAAUUAAAGAACAUCUUGAGAAAUACAGUGGAGAUUCUCCGAAUGAUAGACCAGACAUCAAAUGUCGAGUCUUUAAGAUGAAGUUAGAUCAACUCCUCAAGGAUUUCAAAUCAGGAACUUUCUUCAAGCCAUACAAGGUUCCGAAGAAGUACGAAGCUCAUAUUAAUGUUGAAUGGUGUAAUCGUAAAAGCGCGGUAAAAUACUUAUUCAAGUACAUAACCAAGGGCGUUGACCGAGCAACAGCUGUUAUUGAGAACAGAAAUACAGCAGCUACAUCUGACGCCACGGGAUCCAAAGGAUCAAAGGAGAAAGUCGUCAGGCAACGCAAUGAGAUCCAAGACUACAUCGAAGCCCGAUAUUUAUCAGCUUGUGAGUCUAUGUGGCGCACUUUCGCAUUCCACAUACACAAAAGAAAGCCAUCAGUUGAGAAGCUUAUCAUUCACUUGGAAGGCGAACAUAAUAUUACAGUUAAAUCAACAGAUAACCUCGGCCGUGUAAUCCGCAAACCAGAUAUCGAGAAGACAAUGUUCACUGAAUGGAUGGUUUUAUGCAGAAGGUCAGAGUUUGCGCGGACACUAACAUAUGUGCAGAUUCCUGAAUAUUUUGUAUGGAACAACAAUGCUAAAGUGUGGACUAAACGUAAGAAAGGAAAAACCAUUGGCCGAGUCGUAGCUGUCCAUCCUUCAGCAGGCGAUCGAUACUAUCUGAGGGUCCUCAUUAAUAAGAUUAAGGGUCCUAGAAGUUAUGACGAGCUAAAAACAUACAACGACGUGAAAUACCCUGCUUUCAAAUCAGUUUACCACGCACGAAGCUAUUUGGACAAUGAUGUUGAAUGGCUCGAGAGUAUGUCAGAGGGUGCUCGAACGGCCACCCCAUACCAGCUUCGUGAUAUGUUCGUCACAUUCCGAAACAAUUUCUUCGUCGCAAGCCCUAAAAAACUAUGGGAACACUCAUGGAAAUCAAUGAGCGAAGACAUACUUCACAAGAGGCAAAGGAUCUUAGGCCACGCGAAUCUGGAACUGGACGAUAAGACCCUAGAGCAAUACACAUUGAUAGAAGUAGAAAAGUUGAUGCGCAUGCAAGAUCGCUCCUUAAAUGAUAUUAAAGAUAUGCCGAAGAUCAACCAUGUUUUGCUCAAGGAAUUGGGUAACAGUUUGUGGAACCAAGAAAUGGAUUACGAUGUUGCCGAGGAAACACUAAGACAUGACAAGCAGUACAACUUACUUAAUGCUGAGCAGCGUGCGAUCUAUGAAUCAGUCUUAGAACUUCGCUCAAGAAAACAAAUCGUUCUACCAGUUGCUUCUUCGGGAAUAGCCGCAUUGCUACUGCCAAACGGGAGAACAGCUCAUUCUCGCUUCAAUAUUCCGUUGAAGCUCGACAAAGAUAAGCUCUGCAACAUCAAACCAGGUACAAUGCUGGCUGAACUAAUUAAGGAAACGGACCUCAUAAUUUGGGAUGAGGCACCUAUGACACACAAGCAUGCUUUUGAAGCAUUAGACAAGACGUUGAAGGACAUAAUGUCUAUGAAAAAUCCACCCGUAAAAAAUCAGCCUUUUGGCGGCAAAACAGUUACGUUAGGUGGUGAUUUCAGACAGAUCCUACCGGUCAUUCCACAAGGUAGUAGAGCUGAUAUUGUAUUAGCUUCGAUAAGCCAUUCAUAUCUAUGGAAUAGCUGCCACAAGUUCUCUUUGAAAACAAAUAUGCGAGUCAAUCAGGAUGAGAAAGAGUUUUCCGAGUGGCUUCUCAAGGUCGGGGAAGGUCGUCUUGAAACAGGACAAGAAUAUGAGGAUGAUGCAUACCAUGAUCAAUUCAUAGAUAUCGAUGAAUCUUUGAUUUGUCAGAGUUUUGUUAACCCAUUGGAAGGAGUUGUUGAUGCUGCAUAUGGGGAAAUCAACAAACCAAUGAAUUCCCAGACUUCCUAUACUGAUAAAGCUAUCCUCACACCCCGUAAUGAAACCGUCGAUGAAAUCAAUGCUUACACCAUCUCACGGACCGACGGGGUAUCAAGAGAUUACUUCAACUCAGACAGCUUUGAGUUAUCAGAUACUACAUCAUAUCAAAAUGAUACAUUAUACGCCGUUGAGUAUCUCAACUCAUUGGAAUUCUUGGGUUUGCCUUCGUACAAACUAACUCUGAAAGUUGGUGCCCCAGUUAUGCUUCUGCGAAACAUAAAUCAGAAAAAGGGAUUAUGCAAUGGUACGUGA